Molecule: messenger RNA, 1248 nt
Organism: Hyaloperonospora brassicae
Lineage: Eukaryota; Oomycota; Peronosporomycetes; Peronosporales; Peronosporaceae
Source: the annotation of a GenBank genome assembly
AUGGCCGAGCAGCUCGCCAAGCGCCUCGACGGCUUCGACCAGCAAACGGUCUGGAACGAGUUCACUCCGUUGGCACUGGAGCACCAGGCCGUCAACUUGGGACAGGGGUUCCCUGACUGGCGCUGCGAGGACUUUGUCAAACAGGCUGCCAAGGACGCGCUGGACGCUGACUUCAACCAGUACGCGCGUCCUCAGGGCCACAAGAAGCUCGUGGAGGCACUGGCGACGAAGUACGCAAAGGAACUGAAGCGCGAAAUCAAUUGGGCCAAUGAAGUCGCAGUGGGCGUUGGCGCCACGGAGACCAUCUACGCCGCGGUGACUGCGUUCGUGCAGCCUGGAGAUGAGGUGAUUGUGUUUGAACCAGCCUUUGAUAUCUACGCUGCUCAGGUGCAGACGGCUGGUGGGGGGUGUCGGCCUGUACCACUGAGUGUGUGCACGGAUGCGCGAACGGGUGCAAAGGGGUUCUGUAUUGACGAAUCGACGCUGGCACGAAGCUUUUCGUCAAAGACCCGAGCGAUACUCCUCAACAACCCGCACAAUCCAACUGGAAAGGUGUUUACCAAGGACGAGCUCGAGCUGAUUGCCAAAUACGUGCGGCAGUAUCCGCGGGUGAUCAUCGUGUCGGACGAAGUGUACGAGCACAUUGUGUUUGAUGGUGCUGAGCACGUCCGGAUUGCCACGCUCGACGGCAUGUGGGAGCGCACACUGACGGUCUCGAGUGCUGGCAAGACCUUCUCGAUCACUGGUUGGAAAGUCGGCUGGGCCAUCGGGCCGAGUACUUUGAUCAAGGGUAUCUACCUCGCGAAUAAUUGGAUCCAGUUCAGUGUCGCAACACCAUUGCAAGAAGCCGUCGCGAAUAUACUGGAGAUCGCGGAAAACCCUUACAAGGGAUUUCCGACCUUCUACGCGUUUGUAGCUGACCAGUACAAGCAAAAGCGCGACCGUCUUAGUCGCGCGCUGCUGGAUGUGGGCAUCGUUCCGAUCAUUGCCAAUGGUGGCAUCUUCCUGUACUCGGACAUUUCGGCCGUGAAGGUGCCCCGAAGCUUCCUCCAGCCGAAAUUGACUUACGACUGGGCAUUCUGUCGGUGGCUCACGAUCGCCAAAGGCGUCACAGCCAUCCCAAGCACCGCCUUUUUUAGUUCUGCUAACAAGGCGAGAGGCAGCCAGUGGGCGCGUUUUGCGUACUGCAAGACCGAUGAGGCCAUCGAAGAGGCCAUCAAUCGUCUUGCCAAGCUCCACGAGUCAUAA